This is a messenger RNA of Staurois parvus, 481 nucleotides long. The record is from the annotation of a GenBank genome assembly. NCBI's taxonomy places the organism in Eukaryota, Metazoa, Chordata, Amphibia, Anura, Ranidae.
UUGCCUCUGUUCUCUACAGCUGAUGGAGUUGCCCUUGGAGCCGCGGUUGCAUCUUCUCAGGUCUCUGUACAAGUCAUUGUUUUCUUUGCGGUCAUCCUGCAUAAGGCCCCAGCAGCGUUUGGUCUGGUCUCGUUCCUCAUGCAUGCAGGAUUAGAGAAGAAACAAAUUCAGAAGCACCUACUGGCAUUUUCAGUUGCUGCACCUCUACUUGCCAUUACAACGUACAUAAUUCUGACAAUGUCAGGGGGAAGCUCACAGCACCGACUCAGCGCCACAGGACAUGGCAUGCUCUUUUCAGCUGGAACUUUCCUCUAUGUUGCUACUGUUCACGUCCUACCAGAGAUCCAGUGGCCGAGGGCACAAUCAACACAAUGGGGCAUCCGAAUACAGACAUCAAGGAUUGGGACUGUUAGAGAGCCUGACACUGGUGGUGGGAGCCUUCCUCCCAGUCCUGCUAUCAUUAGGACUUCAUGAUGGCUGA